AUGCCAGGAACACCGUCUAGUCUCGGAUGCGACGGCUGUCGCAGACAAAAGAAGAGAUGCGAUCAAGCCAAACCAACUUGUGGAAGAUGUAGACGAGUUGGAAUAUCAUGUGUCGGAAAUGGUGUCAAAAGAUGGAAAUUUCAUUCCUCCUUCCAAAGCGAGAACAACGAACAAACCCUCACAUCGUCCCCAAGACGGAGUCCAAGCAACGCACAAACGAGGAUAUCAUCCUCACUAGUUCAUAUCCUUCAGACUGAAGACUGCCGCUUCGAUAUUCGUGCAUUCGGCGGAAAACUCAUCCCAGAACUCGUGGCUCAGAUCGGUUACAAUGCCGCACUUGAUUCAUGUGUGGCCGCCAUGGUUACGCUUUAUAGAUCUCAUCAGUGUCCGAGUUUGAGGGUCGAAGGGUUGACGCAUUAUGGAGAUGCUUUGGCUGCUACGAGAAAAGCGAUUAUUGAUCCAAAGGAGUCCAUCAUGAUGAAAAUGCAGGUUGUUUCCGUCAUGUUUGUGUGUCAUUACUGGAUUGAUCGUAAAUCGGUUGAACAACAUCGUGAGAUAAUAUCAGUUCUAUUUCGUGAAGCUGUCUUGAAAAAGCAACUGGAUGAUCUGGAGCCAUACAUGGUUGGACUGACACAACUAGCAGUCAUGGCAAGCUUUCUGAAUCCUCAGUUCGAACUAGGGCCGUGGUUCUGGGAAGCAUGUGAAACGAUAGGCACUCCUCGACCUGUCAAGUAUCACCAAGGAAGCUUCAUCAGUCUCGAAUCUGGGACACUAGCCGAGGUGUCCAUUUUUAUGCGCUCGCCAAAGAAGCAUAUUCAUCAACUUCAAUGUAUCUACAGCGUUAUACAAUUUGAAAUGCCCAAGGUUCGACGACUCAUCUCACUUGCGACGAUGGCAGCCGCAGCUCCCAAUGCACAAGCCAUGUCAAAGAGAGUGUGCAGUUCAUACAGAUUUGCAUACGCAAUACUUCUCGCCAUGACAGCAGUGAUCAAUCACACUCUGCAAAUAUGGGACAAGAAUCUUGAUCUUGUUGGGUAUGUUCACGAUUGUGUUGAUGAAUCCAUUGCUCUUGUGCAGCAGUGUGAGAAUGCUCGUCCAUACGGGGCCAUGUUUGUGCCUGAAUUUCUUACAAUGGUAUAUGCAGCGGCAACGGAUGGAUACCGGAAUGAUGAGAUGGCGAGUAUACUAUUGGAUUACGAGAGCGAUUGUAUUGGAGCGGACUAUUUGGGACAUGCUUUAUCGGUUAGGGAACGACUCUAUGCAAUGGAGAUGCGAGAGACGGUGGGGGAGAUCAAGACUGGAUUGGAUGCUGGUGUCGAAGCAGGAACACAGAUUACAACAGAGGUUGAACAAGAUUACCAGGCAGUUACUCGACAUGUGAAUCCCCACCACUCUCCCGUCUGUCCAUUAUCAUGCACAACAGACUUUCUGACGGCAGAAACGCGGGGACUUUUAGCGAUCCCCGAGAUUCAUCUGGAACUUUAUGUCUAUUUCAACACCGAACGGCUCCGAGAUAUGCCCGUUAUAUCAUCAACAGUGGCUAUUUGUAUCAUUUAA
This is a messenger RNA of Fusarium graminearum PH-1, 1557 nucleotides long. RefSeq lists its product as uncharacterized. Lineage: Eukaryota; Fungi; Ascomycota; Sordariomycetes; Hypocreales; Nectriaceae. The transcript has 5 exons. Gene Ontology annotation, molecular function: DNA-binding transcription factor activity, RNA polymerase II-specific; zinc ion binding. Gene Ontology annotation, biological process: regulation of DNA-templated transcription. The coding region runs from base 1 to 1557 and encodes 518 amino acids. The record is from RefSeq and is a predicted model, not a curated record.